AUGGCUUUUGCCAGCUCCCUUGCUGUCAACUUUGGCAGGGUAGCCUCUUUUAUCCAGGUCCUCUUCUACCUUCCGCUCGCACUCGACAUCGCUGGUCAAGAUGCGUUUCUGGCUCUAUCAGCAUCGCUAGCUUCCUACUACCUCUUCCUCUCCACAGCUCGGCUGCUCACCCGCGGCACGCGUCUAGCAUGGAUCGGUCAGACGCUCGCAGUGUUCCAGUUCAUCGUCAUUCCAGCUUGCCUUUUGGUCUGCUUCAAUGUCUACUCUCCACCCUCUGCCACCAUCUUUCCAGCACGCAGAUCCGACAGCCAGGACAAGACUGCCUCCGAGGCUAUUAGCAGUCUCUUUUCUCGUCGAUCCAACGGUGCUAGGCGUGAACACAUCUACCUGGAUCAUCUUGAUUCAUUGACCGGCUCCGAGUUCCUCGACCGACUCGUCUCAGCCUCCGUUGCCUUCUUCUUUUGGCUCGCACGCCGUGUCCCAGGCUGGUGGCAUACCUUGCUACGUAUCUCAAGUCCCUUUUUCAGUCUGCUCGAAGGUGUUGCGUCGCUUCUUGUCAUCCAGUCACUUGCAUCCACCUCUCGAUGGAUCAUUGCAACUUCUCUUGCAGCACCAUCUCCCCGCCAUCAGCGAGCAAACGCCAAUGGAGCAACCACCGCAAGAGGAGCAGCUUGGAUGUCUAACACCUUCAUCAUGCGAUCCCUCGCUUCCAUCGGAUUCGGCGCAAGCGAAGUAUGGCAGAUUUUCUUCUUGCUCCUUUCUGCCACCAUCUACGUCACAGCCGCUUUCGCACUCUAUGUCUCCUUCGACGGUGCAACAAAAGACCGACCUGGCACUGCAGCAGCCAUCGCAACCUCGGUCACAUCCACCCUUUGGCUCACAGCAAUCACAUUCGCCAUUCGUAAAGGAAACGUCAUUGAGACCAGUCUCAUGUUUGCCUAUGUCGUCUUCAAUAUUUACCAGCUAGGGCCUAGUCUUUCCUUCACUCCGGAUCCGAUCUCGCUCAUUCGCAGCUUCAAGGUCGACACUCACGGUCGAGCGUUCGUGGAAAAGCUGCCACGCUCGCUGCAGGCUCCGUUGACGAGCAAGAUCCUACAAGCGGCGAGUGGAUUGAUCGAAGUGAUUGCGCACUGGUUGGGUCAGUCGGUGGACUUUAUCCAUGCUGCGGGGGCUGCCUUGCCCAAAUCAGUGAUUGUCUCGCUGAUUUACAGACUGAUGGUGCUCUACGCUGCCAGUCGCAUCUUGCCUAUGCUUAAGGGCAGCGUUGCCCCCAAGCACGAUGAUGAUCAGAACCAUGCAAGACGAGCAAGUUGGGGUCGAGCACGAUCCAAACGUGGCGGUGGGGAUCAAGACAGCGAGUCUGAGUCAGAGUACAGUGGUAGUAGCUCUGACUCCUCUUCGCAUUCCUCCAGCUCCUCAUUAUCAGGUACCGAGGUGGAAGAACUAGAAGAGCAAGUUUGGGACAAAGACGAAGGACGAUGGAUUCUCCAACGACGAAGAUUGAGGAGGAGGACAAGACGAAGAACACCUUUCGACGGCGAGUUGGAGGAAAGCGAAUCAGACACCGGCAGCGGCGAAUACUCCGAAGACGACUCUGGCAUCGCUUAUAACGACGAUGGAACCAAAUCCAUCGCUGACAAGCUGAAGGAACCUAUGAGUCUGGCUGAUACGCUCAAGUCCCCCCCUCCACCUCCCUCCACCGCACUCAAGGGAUUAAAGCGAGCACGCAAGGAUCGCAACGUUGGACGAACCAAACCAACCCGUCGGCCCUCAACUACCGCCACCUCACCAAAAGUAAAAGCCACCGACCUUCCCCCCACCACGCGAAACCGCCCUAACCUGACCCGUCCACCCUCAGAAUUAGGUCGUCACAAGCGACCACGUCCACCUCCGUCCUCUUUUUCCUUCCCUCCUUCUCCAGCCUCUCGAUCUUCGCGAGGACAGGAAGGGGAGGCGUUUGGAUCGUUCAUUUCGAUCCUCGUCUCUUACUCCCGGUUGAUUCUGAUUGCAGUUUAUUCGCAUCUGCUGUUGUUGGAUCAAAAGAACCAGAUUUAUUGGCGAUUUCUCACCGUAGGACUCACGCUCUUCUUGUGGGGUUUGGAGAUUGUGAUCUCAAAGGAAGAAGAGGUAGCUGUUGGCGGGGUUGGAGAGUUGGGUGCUGCUGGAGCCGUAGGCAGGGGGUGA
Messenger RNA from Ustilago hordei, 2184 nucleotides. RefSeq names its product related to ICE2 - integral ER membrane protein with type-III transmembrane domains. Gene Ontology annotation, cellular component: endoplasmic reticulum membrane; perinuclear endoplasmic reticulum; cortical endoplasmic reticulum. The coding region runs from base 1 to 2184 and encodes 727 amino acids. The transcript has a single exon. NCBI's taxonomy places the organism in Eukaryota, Fungi, Basidiomycota, Ustilaginomycetes, Ustilaginales, Ustilaginaceae. The record is from RefSeq and is a predicted model, not a curated record. Gene Ontology annotation, biological process: septin ring assembly; endoplasmic reticulum inheritance.